Benincasa hispida (wax gourd) is the source of this 1746-nucleotide messenger RNA. It is a transcript of the gene PUB8, whose product is annotated as plant U-box 8. Gene Ontology annotation, biological process: protein ubiquitination. The record is from RefSeq and is a predicted model, not a curated record. Gene Ontology annotation, molecular function: ubiquitin-protein transferase activity; protein binding. Lineage: Eukaryota; Viridiplantae; Streptophyta; Magnoliopsida; Cucurbitales; Cucurbitaceae.
GGGUAUGUGUUUUGUUGGUUCAAUCUGAGAAGAAAAAUGGAUUUAGAUAGAACAUAGGGAGCCUUUCUCUUUCUCUUUCUCUCUCUCUUUCUCUUUCUCUGUAAUGGAAGUCUAUGGUGUUGGAGCAUCCAAAACCUCAUAAACCCUCAAAGAACUGUUAGAUUUCUUAUAGAAAAAGAGAAAAAACAAAGGUGUGGGCUUUAAUGGCGGCUCCAUAUCCGGAUGAUUUCAAGUGUCCUAUUUCUCUGGAGAUAAUGUCGGACCCUGUAAUACUCUCCUCCGGCCACACCUUUGAUCGUUCUUCAAUCCAACGAUGGCUCGACGCCGGUCACCGGACUUGCCCAAUCACCCAAUUGCCCCUUCCUCAAAACCCUUCUCUAAUCCCUAACCAUGCCCUCCGAAGCUUAAUUUCAAAUUUCAACCCUGUUUCCCUUUCCAAGCCAUUUCUCCCUCAUCCGCCGCCUCAAACCCUAAUCUCGAUUCUCAUCUCUCCUUCUUCCUCUCUCGAUUCCAAGCUCGAUUGCCUCAAUCAACUCGCCAGGGUUUCAAAGCGUGAUUCCGCUAUGCGUCGAAGAUUGACCGAGUCCGGUGCUGUCUCGGCCGUUCUUAAAUGUGUCGGUUCUGACGAUCCCAGCCUCCAAGAGAAGGCUCUCUCGCUUUUGCUUAAUCUUAGUUUGGACGAUGAUAACAAAGUGGGUUUGGUUGCAGAGGGAGCUAUUGGCCUCACCGUGGCUGCUCUUCAAGCUAGGUCCGCCGAUUGCAGAGCCGUGGCGGCCACGAUGCUGACGAGCUUGGCGGUUGUGGAGGUAAACAAAGCUACAAUUGGGGCAUAUCCCUAUGCGGUUCGUUCUCUGGUUUAUUUAUUACGGAACGGCAACAACAGAGAGCAGAAGGAAGCUGCAACUGCGCUUUACGCCAUUUGUUCAUUCCCCGGAAACCGUGUGCGGGCUGUGGAAUGUGGGGCUGUUCCUAUUUUGCUUAAAAUUGCAAAUUCUGGGCUGGAUAGAGCAGUGGAAGUUCUGGGGGUUUUGGCUAAGUGCAGGGAAGGUCGAGAAGAGAUGCAGCGGUUCAAGGGAUGUGUGGAGAUUUUGGGUUGUGUUUUGAGAAAUGGAGGUCCAAGAGGAGUUCAAUAUGCUCUUCUAACUCUGGCUUCCCUUUGUUGUCAUUGCGAGCGACUGUGCGUGGAGGCCAGAAGAGAAGGCGUUUUGGGAAUCUGUAUGACAUUGAUUGAUGAUGAUAAUGAAAAGAUCAGAGCAAAUGCUGCAAAUUUGAUUCAUAUACUGCGCGGAAACAACCCAUGAGAAGAAGGAAUCAAAUCCGAUUCGUUUGCAGUCAGACGAUUGGUGGUUUGGCUUAUGAAUUGUGAUGUCUUAUGAGUAUGACCAAGGGAUUUUGCUGUGGCCUAAUGUCGAUGCCUCAUUCUCCUUACCGAGGUGAGACCAAUUUCUUCUCGAUUAUGGGUAUCUACUUUUUCCCCUUUUUUUGGUUGGAUAGUUUCUGUACAAAAAAAUAUAUUAGAAUCUGGGAAGAUCAUGGUUCUUUUUCUUCUUUUUUCUUUUUUAAUAUUUAUAUAUAUAUAUAUAUGAUGUAAAUUGAAAUAAAGAACAACAGAGUCAAUCAAGCACUGGAGGAGGUGUUCUUCUUGGUUUCAGAUUGGUUUAUAGUUUAUACUGAGAAAAUUUUCCAAUUUGUUGAUCAGUAUUGUUAUUGGCUUCCAUUUAUGUAAGUUUCUUCUUUUGACUCAAA